This is a messenger RNA of Vanessa tameamea, 3591 nucleotides long. RefSeq lists its product as uncharacterized. Bases 21 to 3314 code for a protein of 1097 amino acids. The record is from RefSeq and is a predicted model, not a curated record. Lineage: Eukaryota; Metazoa; Arthropoda; Insecta; Lepidoptera; Nymphalidae. The transcript has 7 exons.
UUAAAGCCGUCACAAUCUGAAUGUAUAGUGAUCUAGUUUUUAUUUUAAAAUAUUUUAUUUUGAAUUUAUAUUUGAUAUUAGUUUCUAUAAUCCAUAAACAAAUAUUUCACGUACUUUUGAAUUCGUGUCUUUUCAUAUUUCUUUGUAAAAUGGAUGAUUUAUACGAUAACUUGGAAAAUUAUAACGACGUUAAUAUCGUUGAUGAGUUAAAAUGUGAAAAUAGAGAACUAAAAUUGAAACUUGAAGAAAUUUCUAAGGCGAUGGGUAUAUUACAAAAAAACAUUUUGCAGGAUUUUGACAAAGUUAAUUCUGAAUAUAAGCAGUUGGAAAUUAACUACUCCUCGUUAUUAAAAACAGCACGAGCUGAGAUUGAGAGAAAAACUGAAAUGAUUAAAGAUUUAAACUUUCAAAAAGAUAUGAUAGUAAUAAAUGCAAUGAAGGCAACUGGUAAGAAUGUCUUAAAUGUAAAAAAAGGCAAUUUUAACCCAAAAGAAAAGGGUAAAACGAACAACAAAACGUUAGAUAAUGUUGUUAAUAAACAAAAACAAAAUAUUAGAGCUGCACCAGCGAGUAAUCAUCAUAAAGAUAAUGGAGUUGAUUCUAGUUGCACUCCGUCUAUAGAUACUAUUUCAAUCAAAAGUACCAGUAAUAAGUCUACAUCUAGUGAAGAGAAAGUAGCUAAGCCUAUAGGGGAGUCUUGCGAAAUAAAUAAAAACAAAGAAAAUUAUUCAAAAGAUAGUCAUAAGGAUGAGUCUUUACAAUCUAGUAAAAAAGUUAUUAUGAACAGAAGAAAAUCUAUGCUAGGAAUGAGCCAACAUGAAGCAAAGUUUAGUUCAGAUGAUGACGCUGAAGAAAAAUGUUCCACUGCAAGAAAAUCACCUCUUAGAAGUGACUUAAAACAUAAUGAGUGGUGUGAUACUAGAGAUUAUAGGAUAGAACCUCAUGAAUAUUACGAGCCAUCCAAAGAAUAUUCGAGAUUUAGGACAAGCCGAUAUACAAACUAUGAAAAGUUCAGGAAUGUAGACAGACAUGAAAAUUUCCAAAAAAAUAGGAGACAAUACAGUUCAGAAAGAGACCAGCAGAGACAUAUUAAUGAAUAUAAUGAAGAAUAUCAUGUAAGAGGAGAUUAUGGAAAACAAAGAUUAUCAAGAACCAACAGUCCAUCGACUGAUAAAUACAACCGUUCAAAGAGUCGAGACAGGAGGUUUAACUAUGACCGGGAUAAUUACCGCGAAAACGAUAAACAUUCCAAUCGAUACUAUGAGCAUACUGCAGUGAAGUACAGAACGCGACAUGAUUAUGACGAGCCUUGUAGUAAGCGACAGAAAAUGGAUAUACAUGGUAAAAGUGCAGCAGAAAUGAAUAUUUAUGCAAACAAUAAGGAAAGAGAAUUAACUGAGAGAAAUCAUGUUUCAAAAUCUCAAUAUAAACUAAACUCAUCCUGCCAGUCACCGGAUCAUGUAAAUGUUGAAAAUAGUGGUUCUCAACACUUUGUUAAAGAAAUAAUGAACACAGCUGAAACAAAAUUGGAAGAUCCUAGAAUAUCAAGUAAAAAAUAUAUAUUAAAAACAUCCAAUGACAGUACCAUAUUAUCAACAGUGGUUGGUCGAGAUAUUGAUAUGCAAUUUGUUGAUAAAACUCUUUGGGGUAUCGAAAAGUAUGAUGUUCCAGCUGUAUUAUCUAAACCAGUAUUUGAUCGAGAAAAUGAUGAUUUAUUAAAAGAAAUAUAUAUGGAUAUUGACAAUCCAGAAUUACAUGAUACAUUAGAAUCUGGCGAAAUAGAUGAUAUGAAUGAUGACAUCGCAACAAUUUAUUCAAAGGAAAUUGAUAAAGAACAUGUCAAUGGAAAAGAUGGACUAAGUAAAGCUAAUACCGAUUCUGAAACAAGAAAUUUAAAUGUAUCUAAGGAAGAAGUUGAUACUAAAACAUUAGAAAAAUCUUUAAAAACCAAGUUUAAAAUACCAAAAAUUAAAAAACCUGAUAAAAUGGAUACAGAAACAGAUUUAGCCCACCUAGAAGCCUGUGAUAUAAACAAGAAAAACAUUACAGAUUUGGAUGCUAGUGUUAAAAAUCAUCAACAUAUUAUACAAAAUAUUGAACAUGUUUCUGAUAAAAAAUGUAAUAAAAAUGAUUUUAAAGACAAUUCAGAAUCUGAUAAAGCUAUAAUUGAUAAAAGGACACAAGACAUAAUAAGAACUAUUGAAGGUGAUUUGGAAUUAAGUGAUGAAGCAAGUGAUAUUGUGGAGUUUCACAAUGACAUAAACAAAAAAUCAAAUGAAAAUUCACACGAGUCUAAAGCCAUCCUAAACAUGGAUAAAGAAUCAAAUUCUACUAUUAGAAAAGAAAAUAAAUCUGAUAUAACUUCACUUACACCUGAACCAAUAAGUUCAAAAAAAGCUGACACAGCUAAACCUAUAACAAAAGAUUCUUUGAAAGAAAGUAGUAAGAAACGUAAAAGUAAAAGAAAAACAAUUGAACAAAAGGAAACGCAUUCUGUUACAUCAGAGAAACAAAAUGAGAAAUGUCAUAAUACAAAAAAGUCAAAAGAAAAAGAAAGCAAGAAAAAUGUUUCUAAGCAAACUGUUAGUAAAUUUAGUGACUUAUUUGGCGAUAGUAGUAGCUUAAUAACACCAGAUGAUCUUGGUUUAAACAACAUGCAAGUACAGUCUGCGAAUAAAUACACAUCAAUAUUUGAUAAUACUCAAGAUGCAGUUGAUUUAAGUGUCGAGGAUAUUGCUAAAACACUAACUAGGGCCAAUAAAGUAAACGCCUUCGAUAGUGUUGUAGAUAAAUCACAAGACAAAAAAGUAGCCGACUUCAUUACGAGUAAUUUUAGUGUAAAUGUAACUGUUGUUGAUGAAAAUGGUGAAAACAAGACAGAGGAUGUACAGUCACCUUUAAAUAAUGUUUAUGAAAAUACUAAAUCGGAAACAUUAACAGAUGGAUUUAAUAUUGUUAAAACAGUAAUAAUAUCAUCAGGAAUCCAACCGGAAUGUUCAGCAGAAAGUUCUACAUCAGUGGCUACUCCACAAAUCCAUGCACCUUCACUUGCACCCAUUACUAAUGAUGUUAUCUUAAAAAAAUGUCCAUUAAAUAGUAUUAAAGCUCUGGCAACAUCCACACCUCAAAAAUGUCUUGAACAUAUUGAUGUUGCUGAGAGAGAUUCAAUCUGUACCGCGCCUUCCGAAGAUGUCAGUGUCUCAAUGACUAAUUCUUCUAGUCUUAACAAUACAGAUGCACUUCAAAGAGAAGACAUACCCGAUGUUAGGAUUUUUGUUAGAAGAAGACGGAAACCUGUAAGAAAAGUUACAUAGUUGGCUGUUUAUAGUGUGAAUUAGAUCUCAGUUUCAAAGUUUAUAGAUGUCAAGAUUUAUUGUAGAAUACUUCUGUAUUUAUAUUAAGUUAUCUUAAAGAUUGCUAGUGUUUAGUUAUUACAUCUUGUAAUAUAUUUAAGCCGGCUUUUCACUAUGGAAUCUAGGAAAAAAUAAAUAAAAUUGUGGGAUUUGUAUAAAUAUGAGUAUCUAAAAUUCUCGUUUAUUUUAUUUUAUAAGUAUUUUUAGGAAAAGUAGGGAACGAAAUGUACAUAGGUAU